UCUAGACCCCAUAUCAUGGCGAUAUCGCUAGAGUCCCAGAACGCGUUCUCUGUGCUCGUAGUCGUAGUUGACCAAAGAAGGAUCGGCGCAAGUAAGCAUUCCUUCCCACUUGCACGGAGGGAAAAUAUCUGGUUCGCGCCAAGGCCCAAUAAGCUUUUCGUUGUAGCAGCAGGAACGGGAGAGUGUAGAGAGGGGGAUUUCUGGUCCGACCGGGACAGAAAGUCAGAAACCCGGUCCUAUAAACUUCUCGAUCAAAUUGGUUCCGACCGGUUUCCACCGGGAAUGGACUUGGAUGAGAAUGUCGCAGAAAUAGAAGAAGACAAGGGCCAUGCUUGGACGUUAUGUGUACAUGCUUUCAAUGAUUUAACCCAUGUCUCUCCGGUGGUAUUCGUAUACCUGCUGAAAGAAUCUUAUUUCUAUGGCACAGUUAAGGCGACAACAAAGUUCCAAGCCCUUCAACAUCAAGUCUAUCUUGUGUUGCAUAAUGACCCACAACCUGGACCAGCUGCUUUUGUUGUACAGUGCUUAUACGUGUCACCUUUAUAUAAUGAUUGUAGCAGCGGCUUUAGUCAUUUGAUUAUAUCUGCCCUAGGUCGUUUCCUGAAAAAAGCAACCACUUCAGAAAACUCCUUGGAAGCAAAAGACUUGGCUACCCAUCUAUUCAUUGACAUUGUUGUGGGGCAGGUCUUUCAUGAUGAAAGGAUUAUUGUUAAAAUAUUAGAAACUUUUGAUAUUAAACUAAAAGAUGUUGAGAAAAUCAUGGUCCAAAUGAAAGCAAAGGAUGGUUCAAGUCAUGUAACUGCACAAGAUUUAAUGGAGAAGUAUAUUUUUGAAUUGGUAGAAUCCCAACUGUAUAUGACAGCUGUCACUCUGAUGGAGCGCUUCUCUAUCUUUUGUUUUGGCAAGUCUUUUCUCCUUACCCUGGUACAGAGCCAUCAGUUUAAGGCAGCAGAGAAAUGGGCAACAUUUGUGGGGAAGCCAAUGUUAUGCACUCUUGUUGAGGAGUACUGUGAGAGGAACUUGCUAAAGAAUGCCUAUGAGAUUAUAAAGAUGAACAAUCUACAGCAAGAUUUCCCAGACGCCUAUCGAAAGUGUAAAGAAAGUUCAAUAAAGAAGCUAGCAGAAAAAGGAUGCUGGGAUGUGGCUGAGGCGAGAAUAAAUGGUGAUAGACAGCUUAUUGAGUAUUUGGUUUAUUUGGCAAUGGAAGCUGGAUACACAGAGAAGAUUGAUGAACUGUGUGAUCGGUACUCCCUUGAUGGGAUUCUGCAGAAAGUACCUGAUGAAAGUAUUCAACACAGGCGUUAUUUGCAUCUUGAUGAACUGUUUGUCGAAGACAUUAUUUGGGUUGACGAAUAUAAAGGUUUGCUUGAUGCAACUACCCAUAUUGAGGGUUGUAAAGUUAUAGGUGUCGAUAGUGAAUGGAAACCUAAUCAUGUAAAAGGCAGCAAACCAAAUAAGGCUUCUAUCUUUCAAAUUGCUUCCAAAAGUGUGGUUUUCAUCUUUGAUCUGAUAAAGUUGCACCAAGAGGUACCUGACAUUUUAGACGACUGUCUGACCCGCAUUUUGCAGUCACCAAUAAUAUUAAAACUUGGGUACAAUUUACAAUGUGAUAUAAAGCAGCUUGCUCAUUCAUAUGAAGAGUUAAAGUGCUUCAGGCACUUUGAAUCGUUGCUGGACAUUCAAAAGGUUUUUAAAAACCAUCGUGGUGGUUUGUCUGGGCUUGCAGAGAAAGUACUGGGAGCCGGUCUAAACAAGACAAGACGGAACAGUGAUUGGGAGCAGCGACCUCUAAGCCAAUAUCAACUAGAAUAUGCUGCCCUUGAUGCUGCUGUGCUUAUUCGCAUAUUCAGCCGCAUUUCUGGUGAAGCAGAUGACAAGUUUGAGUGGAAGUCGUAUAUUGAGUCCCAUACCAGAAGCACCAGGAACUCCAAGUACCAGAAGGUAAACUGAAGAAGUUUUGAUUCUUAGCUUCGAGGCUAACCAUAUUGUUUCUUUCCCCACUCAAUAGAUUCGAUCAUGUGAUGAGCACAGAUUCACAUCGAAAUAUAAUUUUUAGAAGUUAUAAAGGAGCUUCGAGAUAUAGAUCUGUUUUUCCAAAAAGACUGGCAGUGGUGAAUAUAUUUGUUAAAUUUUCUAGGUUCGUGUUUUAAAACCAA
Molecule: messenger RNA, 2156 nt
Organism: Neltuma alba
Lineage: Eukaryota; Viridiplantae; Streptophyta; Magnoliopsida; Fabales; Fabaceae
Product: exonuclease mut-7 homolog
Exons: 11
Coding region: 16-1950 (644 amino acids)
Biological process (GO): nucleobase-containing compound metabolic process
Molecular function (GO): nucleic acid binding; 3'-5' exonuclease activity
Source: RefSeq, a predicted model, not a curated record